Ochlerotatus camptorhynchus is the source of this 3711-nucleotide messenger RNA. Its product is annotated as ATP-dependent RNA helicase l(1)G0007. Gene Ontology annotation, biological process: mRNA splicing, via spliceosome. Lineage: Eukaryota; Metazoa; Arthropoda; Insecta; Diptera; Culicidae. The coding region runs from base 99 to 3680 and encodes 1193 amino acids. Gene Ontology annotation, molecular function: 3'-5' RNA helicase activity; ATP binding; RNA binding. The record is from RefSeq and is a predicted model, not a curated record. The transcript is spliced from 5 exons. Gene Ontology annotation, cellular component: spliceosomal complex; intracellular anatomical structure.
AACCGAACUGAAAGCAAAUUCCAAACGUUUUCGAUUAAUUUUGGAAAAUGAUUUCAAAUAUUGAUUCAUUUUGCUAAUUAGUAACGUUGAAAGUCAUCAUGGAUAAGUUCUCCGAUGUGUGUAAGUUGGAACAAAGUGGCAGCAGUGUUGGUGGUCUUAUAAUAAAGAAAAAAGAAUCCGACAAAGACAAGGACGUUUUCAAGAAACCGAAACCGUCCUUGCUGGGGCUGGACAGGCUAGCAGCAACCCAGAGGGCCCGGAAACAACAGGAAGCGGCACGACUAUCUUUUAAAGAUUCGGACGGAAAUGAUUUGGAUGAUGAAGAUGAUACCAGGGAUUACUCCGAGAGGCGUGACCGAAAUAAGCACUCUUCAUCAUCAUCGUCGUCGUCGUCAGCAUCGAAGAAGUAUAGAGAAAGUGCUGUGGAAACGCCUUCCUACACCGGAGGAGUGAGUGAAGCAGCUAGGAAGCGUUUAGAUGAACGCUCCAAGGAAGAUUACCAGGGAAAAGGUUUGUAUGCAUCGACUAAAUCCAAGAAGGAUCGCGAACGAGACGACCGCGAUGACGAUCGUCAGCGGCACAAGUUUUCGUCGAGCAGUUCCAGAAGCCAUCGAGGAGAAUCAUCGCACCGAACGCCAGGCCAUUAUAAAGAUGAACCACGAACGCCUCGAAGCGACCGUAGAAUGGAUGCCUUUGGAUGGGAGGACGACGAUGACAGACAAGCUUCGAGUUCGCGUAAAUCAUCGUGGGAUUAUCCUACGCCUAAGAUACCGAAAGGGUCGGAAUCUGUGCGCAGUAGCCGCCCGCCAUCUUCCCGGAGAGGCAGAGAAGAGGACACACCUCGACCAACUCCGGCACACAAGUACAACAAAUGGGCACCAGAUCGAAAGGAAUCUGGUGCCACCCCGCACGGUAGUAAGAAGAACGUCCCUUGGGAAUCGGAAGAAGAUAAAGAUCUGUGGGAAAAGGAGCAAGUUCGUUUGGAUCGCGAAUGGUACAGCAUUGGCGAGGGAUAUGACGAAGAAAAUAAUCCAUUCUCCGGUACCAGUUCGGAGUAUUUGCAGAAACGAGAGGAACAAUUAGAGCAACGUAGGAUUAAACGAAUGUCAGCUCAACAACGGCAGAUCAACAAAGACAAUGAGUUGUGGGAGAAGAAUCGUUUGCUCACUUCUGGAGUGGUGAUGUCGAUCAAUUUCAACGAGGACUUUGACGAGGAAGCUGUGGAACGAGUACAUCUGUUGGUGCAUCAUACGGUUCCUCCAUUUUUGGAUGGGCGCAUUGUGUUUACAAAGCAACCGGAACCCGUUAUUCCGGUGAAGGACGCAACUUCGGAUAUGGCAAUGGUCGCUAGAAAAGGAAGUCUACUGGUAAGGACUUACCGCGAGCAGAAAGAAAGAAGGAAAGCCCAGAAAAAGCAUUGGGAACUGGGCGGUACAAAGCUGGGAAAUAUUAUGGGAGUGGCCAAAAAACAAGAUGACGACGAUUCCAAGUAUGAUGCCGAUACGGAUACAGCGGAUUAUCGGAAGGAUCAAAAGUUUGCGGAUCACAUGCAGGCCCAAGACAACGAUGCUGAGUUCAUCAAGAAGAGACCCAUCUAUGAACAGCGUAGAUCGCUUCCUGUGUUCGCCGUGCGGCAGGAUUUACUGAAUGUAAUUCGUGAAAAUUCGGUGGUUAUUAUUGUUGGUGAAACCGGUAGUGGAAAAACGACCCAGUUGACCCAGUACCUGCACGAAGAUGGAUACAGUCGAUUGGGUAUGAUUGGAUGUACCCAACCUCGAAGAGUAGCAGCCAUGUCGGUAGCUAAACGUGUGUCGGAUGAAAUGAACACCAAGCUGGGACAGGAAAUUGGGUAUGCUAUCCGAUUUGAGGAUUGUACCUCUGAAAAGACAGUCAUCAAGUACAUGACUGAUGGUAUCCUGUUGCGAGAAAGCUUAAGAGACAGCGAUCUGGACGGGUACUCUGCGGUAAUCAUGGAUGAAGCCCACGAACGUUCCCUGUCUACGGAUGUCCUGUUUGGAUUGCUGAGAGACAUCGUCGCUCGGAGGAGGGACUUGAAGUUGAUUGUUACUUCUGCGACUAUGGAUGCCACCAAAUUUGCCACAUUCUUUGGAAACGUACCAACAUUUACAAUUCCCGGACGAUGCUACCCGGUAGAUAUCAUGUUUAGCAAAAAUGUUUGCGAAGAUUACGUAGAUUCAGCGGUCAAGCAAGCUCUGCAGAUACAUCUUCAGCAGUUGGAAGGUGAUAUGUUGAUUUUUAUGCCUGGUCAAGAAGAUAUCGAAGUCACUUGCGAGAUAAUAGCGGAGCGAUUAACGGAAAUCGAAAACGCUCCGGAGUUGUCUAUUCUGCCGAUCUACUCUCAGCUCCCAUCCGAUCUGCAAGCGAAAAUUUUCCAGCGUUCGGCAGAGGGCAACAGGAAAUGUAUUGUGGCAACAAACAUCGCCGAAACUUCGCUCACUGUGGAUGGCAUCAUUUUCGUCAUCGAUUCCGGGUACUGUAAACUCAAGGUGUAUAACCCCAGAAUCGGUAUGGACGCUCUUCAGAUUUACCCAAUCUCGCAGGCAAACGCAAACCAACGUUCCGGUCGUGCUGGAAGAACUGGCCCUGGUCAAGCCUUCCGUCUGUAUACCGAGCGGCAGUAUAAGGACGAGCUGCUCGCUCUGACAGUUCCUGAAAUCCAACGUACCAAUCUAGCCAACACCGUGCUCCUGUUGAAAUCGCUUGGUGUUGCAGAUCUUCUUCAGUUUCACUUCAUGGAUCCACCUCCUCAGGACAACAUUCUGAAUUCGUUGUACCAACUUUGGAUUCUGGGAGCUUUGGAUCACACUGGAGCACUAUCAUCGCUCGGCCGGCAGAUGGCGGAGUUCCCGCUGGAUCCACCGCAGUGUCAGAUGUUGAUCGUCGCCAAUCAGAUGGGAUGCAGUGCGGAAAUUUUAAUCAUUGUUUCAAUGCUUUCCGUUCCAUCAAUUUUCUACCGUCCGAAAGGAAGAGAAGAAGAAGCGGAUAGCGUUCGAGAAAAGUUUCAAGUACCGGAAUCGGAUCACUUGACAUACCUGAACGUGUACCAGCAGUGGAAGAUGAACAAAUACUCCUCUAAUUGGUGUAACGAACACUUCAUUCACAUCAAAGCAAUGCGUAAGGUUCGGGAAGUCCGUCAACAGCUCAAGGACAUAUACGUACAACAGCGCCUAAAGGUGCAAUCUUGUGGCACCAAUUGGGACAUCGUACGCAAGUGCAUCUGUUCGGCUUACUUCUACCAAGCUGCUCGGUUGAAGGGUAUUGGCGAGUAUGUGAAUCUGAGAACCGGUAUGCCUUGCUAUUUGCACCCGACGUCGGCUUUGUAUGGACUGGGCACUACACCCGACUACGUGGUAUACCACGAGCUUGUGAUGACGGCCAAAGAGUAUAUGCAAUGUGCCACCGCUGUCGAUGGCUUCUGGCUUGCAGAACUCGGUCCCAUGUUCUUUUCGGUCAAGGAAACCGGAAAAAGCAGUCGCGAGAAGCGGAAGCAGGCUGCUGAACACUUGCAUGAAAUGGAAUCGCAGAUGCAGAAGGCACAGGAACAAAUGGUGAAGCAAAAGCAAGAGGAAACGGAACGGCAACAGCAGCAGAUGAUUAAGCAGGAAAUUAUCACCCCAGGGGCUACGCCAAGGCGGACUCCAGCGAGGAUAGGCUUGUAAAAGUAUCUGUCAUGUAAUUCUAGAAUAUAAA